This is a messenger RNA of Columba livia (rock pigeon), 10540 nucleotides long. RefSeq names its product phosphodiesterase 8B (gene PDE8B). The record is from RefSeq and is a predicted model, not a curated record. Gene Ontology annotation, molecular function: 3',5'-cyclic-AMP phosphodiesterase activity. The transcript has 22 exons. Lineage: Eukaryota; Metazoa; Chordata; Aves; Columbiformes; Columbidae. The coding region runs from base 5729 to 8560 and encodes 943 amino acids. Gene Ontology annotation, biological process: signal transduction.
GCGGGAUCACCUCACUGACCCCGAAGGUCUUCUCCCUGUUCCGGGGGACUCAGAGCCCGAGCACAGCGUCGUUGGGUACUGGCUGCCUUCGGGUGAUCUCACCCUCCGGGAGGCACACAGGGGGAUAGUGGAGAUGUGUCCCAGCGCUGGUGCUGCCAAAGCGUCUGUCCGACCCUGGCUCUGUACGGCACAGCUCUCCUGCGUUCAGCAGGUACCGGUGCGCAGAGCCUGCAAUCCAAAAGGGAUUUGCAGUGUGAGUAUUGCCACAGAACAAUGAUUCAAGAGAGAAGACUUGUGUUGUUAAAGUCAUAACGAGCCAAGAACAAGGUUCUUUUAAGGAAACGAGCACUGAAGUCUUGCCGGGGGACUUAUCAGUGCUGGCAAAAGAGCCACAGUCACUUGAGUGCUGUGAUGUACUUGAUUCAGUCCUACUCAAAGGCAAACCAAAGGGUUUAGUAGAGCGCAGAAGUCUAAGCCUUUUAAAUGUGAUACGAUCUCUGUUGUCCUAAGACGUGCAUGUUACUAGAAGUGUCUGGCCACUGUCCUGCCAAAAGCUGAGCUCCUCAAGGGGAAUAAUGCUAAUACAUAAUACUAUUGCAGGUGACUAAAGCCUAUUGUUUCUAUGUAACCUUCCUCUUCAAAGAAGUGCAGUAAAGGGUUGCUGAGUCUCUCAAGAAUAUGCUGAUAGAAAGGACAGUGCCAAGUUGGCCCAUUCUAGGGAAAACAACUGCGGGUGUCUGUCCCCAGGAGGGAACCUCCACCCUGGAGCAGCUCAUCACCUGUCAGCAGUGAAAAGCAAAAGCCCACGAGUGCAUCUUCUCCUGUCCCUGGGGAGAGAGAAACAGCUGCAGAGAGAGAAGGGCAGAAACCGCAGCUUUUCCUUGCUUGCAAAGGAAGGGGUGCAGAAGGUAGAGUGGAGGAAAGCCCCUGCCCCUCUGUGCACUUUUGACACAACUUGUGCAUCGUGGCAUUUACAGCAGCACGGACUGCCAGCAGAAAACGAACCCUCUUCAGCUCUGCUCCCUUGAGUGAGCUUGGAAACAGGCUUCCCCAUGACUCAGUUUCCCCACAUGUGAAAUAUCCAUAGUGCAAAGUACUUUAUGAAGUUCUGAGGAAAACUGAGAGAGCUGGUAUUGUCCAAGCUACUCAAAUUCUGACUGUAAAAGAAGGCCCAAGUCAGGUUUUACAGUAUGAUUAGAGAGCAAUACCAGCAAACCCAUUCUGUCUGAACAGUAUCUACCUGAGGGUGUCUUAUUGCAGAAUGUUGCUGUUAGGAGAUUGUUAUUCACACUCAUGGAAUUUAGUAUGCGAAUACAGUAUAACAGACUCAUGGUAUAUUAAAACACAGUUUUACUGCAACAAAUACGUUUUCAAAGUCAUGAAAUUAAGGUAGAUUUGGAAAGGAAAAAAAACAAGAAGUUUUUUGCUUUUUGGUUGAGUUAGAGAAAGGUCAUUUCUUUCAGUGUAGUUACUCUUGAUUACAUCGGUGUGAGAGUCAUUGGAUUUGUGGACUGAAAAUACAUUCUGCUCUUCCUCAGGAAAAAGAAAUAACCUUUACCUCUUGUAUUUAAUAUCUUUCUGUUUUCCAAGCACCAUAAUUUCUUGUAUUGUUGAUGAAUAACAGCACAAGGUUAGCAUUUGAUAAUCUAUUGCAGAUUAUCACAUUAUUAUAGAAGUGUUUGCAGGUUUUUUGGUUUUUGUGUGUGUUUUUGUUUGGUUUUGUUGUUGUUUUUUGUGUUUGUUUUGUUUUUUACAGAAUAGAGUUAUACAGAGGGAAGUUCUAGGUGCUAUGAUUAUUAUUAUUUUCCUCGUAUCGAUUUUAAGUUAAAACCACAACAUACAGUCUGGAUAAUUUAAAUAACUUUAAAGUACUUACUUGGCUCUAAUCUGGAUGUGCAGCAUGUUAGUUUUUACUGUAGUUUAGAAAUCUGUUGGACCAAUAUGAAAGGACUGAGCAACUGUUGAAUUGUUGUUUAGGUUUUUUUGUUUUGUUUUUUGUUUGGUUUGGGUUUUUGUUUGUGGUGGUGGUUGUUUGUAUGUUUGAUUUGAUUUGGGUUUUUGUUUGUUUGUUUGUUUUUGGUACAGGCUUAUACAUUCUUAAAUUGAUUUUACAGUAAAUGAACCAUGAAUAGAGGUAACAGUCUUCAGCAGCUGGUUGCCAAGUACCAGAUUUUUAAGUGUCUGUAAAAUGUGACUUCUGAAGUAGUCUAUUCUUACUGCAGUGAUCUGGGAUUUACAGAUGUUACUUCCAAUAGUGCCAACAUAAACUUACCAAUCUACUCAUAGCAUAGAUUCUUAAUACUGAGUUCAGAGUGAAGCUUAUGACUGUCUUUGGAAAGGAUCUGAAGUUUGAAGGAGUAUACUUUCCUCAUUGUGGAGGGAUUUGCAGGUGUAAACACCAUAGAUAAUGUAUAUCCACUGCCUUUUACUGGAAAAAAAAAUAUGAGAUGCUUCAGGGUUCCACUGAUGGCUUCUAGAAUCACUCAUAUGCUUAAAUUAAUCAUGCUGAAAUUAGUCAUGUGUAAGAAAUCGGUUUCCUCUGAGCACAAAAUUUGUCAGGAUUUAUACAGUUGCAACUAAAACCAGCAAAGGCACUUUAGUAGUGUAAAAAAUUGUGCAUGUGGUUAUCUUGCAGUGCUCUGAUGCACUGGCUUAAUUCUGGGGCCAUACUGACUAUGUAUUUCUGAGGAGAGAGUCUGCUUCAGUACAUUAACUGCCCCUCUUGUAUGUCUCUGGUUGAAUUAGUAUGUGCUGCUCACAGAAAAGCCUUCUGCUUUAGUGGGCAUUGGUCAGGACAGACUGCAGCAAGAUGACUGCAGGAGCAUUACUUGACCUUGCCAUAAGAGUUGGUGCAAGUGUCUGUGUGUGAAAUAUUCCCUUCCACUCCCACCCCGCCCCAUCCAGUAAAUUCAUGGUUGUCUUCUCACAGGCAAGGUGCAGGAAGAGUACUGAUGUUAGGAAAAACAGUCUCUAAAUUCUUGAUUUCCUAUUUCAGUGGCAGACAGUCAACCAUCUCCACUGCACCCACUCACUCUGCCCCACUAGCUUGUUCUAUCACUCUAAGUUCCUUCUGAGCACCAUGCAUAUGAGGAGGGGCUGAGAGACCUUGGAUUGUUCACCCUGGAGAAGAGAAGGCUCAGGGGUAUACCAUCAAUGCAUAUAAAUACUGGAAGGGAGGGUGCAAGGAGGACAGAACUGGGGUCUUUUCAGUGGUGGCCAAUGGCAAGUCCAGAGGCAAUGGGCACAAACUGAAACAUGAGAGUUUCCAUCUGAACGUCAGGAGGGAGCUGUGAUGGUGACUGAGAACUGGAAUAGGCUGCCCACAAAGGUUGUGGAGUCUCCAUCCAUGGUGAUAUUAAAAAACAUCCAGAUAUGCCCAUCCUGAGCAGCUGGCUCUAGAUGACCCUGCUUGAGCAGGGGGUUGGACCAGAUGACCCUUCCAACCUCAACCAGCCUGUGAUUCUGCUGUCAGAUGAAGUUACUCUCCUACCUUUUCUGUUGGUUUUCAACAGUCCGUAUAACUCCCCAUCCUGCAGCCUUCACUCCUCUCAAGCACUCUGGCAUUUUGCACAGUCAGGCUCAUCCUCUUCACAGGCAAUGCUUCUCUAUUGCUCCAAAAUCAACAACACAGUGAGAGCCACUUGAGAGCUGCAUUUAGCAAAGGUUCUCCAGAGAUGUGACAUCUUAUUCCUAUGACUUAUUCUGUGACAUCAGCUCAAACAUGUGAGAAUGGGUAGGUGCCUACCACGCAAAAGUUGUCACAGAAUUUAGUGAAAACAGGGCAGAAACCUAAGUACAGGGAUGUUAAGGAAACCUAGGUACUGACUGACAAAAUAACUUACCACUGAUAUCAGUUCAGAAAAAUGAACUGUGAAUAUCUAGCAACGCAGUGUAGGGUGUGACUUGGCAUUUUCACCAAGCUCAGCCUGCAAAGUCAAAAUACAGUUUACAUUUACAACCUUUACUAAAAUUUUAGAGACCGUUGAUACCUGAGGUGGGUAAAUUCCUAUGAGCAAAGUUUCAAACUGGAUAGUCUACAACUCUUAGAGGUCUUUUGGAGCAACAUUAUUUACAGCAAUGCAUGGGUUCUGAGUGGCAUUCUUGAGCUCUUGGCUCUGCUGCAAUUCUCAGGUCUAUUCUAGGGCAGAUAACUCAAAUCCCCAACUUUAGUUUCCCAGCCUUUAACAGAAAUGAAGAGAUACUUGAAAAUAUAAAAAGUAAUAGAUACAACUGGUUGGGUUUUUUUUGUAAUUAAAUGCAAUUUUAGGACACAUUCAUCUGCAGCUAAGUACAUUAUACACUGGAAGACUGGAAGGUCUCAUCCCAAACUGCAGUCUAAGUAACAACAAAGUCUGCAUGGCUGAGUGAUGAAGUGUAUUCUGCUUCAUUAUGUUCAUACCGAGCCUGUCUUCAUGUUGGUCCUUAAAGACAAUCAUCAGCAGAACAGAGUGGCAGCGUGCAAACAUGCAGCAUAUACAGGACAUGAGCCAAAACUUGAUUUGUGAACAUUGGCAAUGAGUGGUAAAAAAAAUUACCUAGAGAAAUUUGGUAACUAAGGCCAACACAAACUCUCUCUGGUGACUGGAAAUCUAUAGUUUGUCAAACAGGUUGGUGACAUCGGUCCCAGUCUUGAUGGAUAAGUGAACGUACAUAAGUACAGUGACCCAUGGGAUGGAUCAGCAAAGACAGAGGCUAAAGACUCGGUCUCUCUAAACUUAGGCAUUCUAGUCGUUAAGCCAUCACUGGUCUGUAAUCCAUGAAAGCACUUCAGGAGUAUUAUGAGCCAAAACAACAUGUUCAUAGCACUUUGUUGUUCUGCAUCACAAUCCUUGCACCAAUUGUGCUUCACAUUUCUAGUAUUUUCACAUCACUGACUAAAAACUAGGUGGAGAAACAGCGAUCAAACAUCAGGUAACACUCCAAGGAGAAGAAAAGCUCUAUGCACAAGUGUUCAUUGAUAGCUGGGUGUCAGAUAAAUGCUUUAUUAGGCAGGGAGCAUACUGCUUGGAUGACAUUACCAAUUCUUGAAGGAUUUAUAAUGUGCUAUUAAAAACAGAUUUAAACUAAAAUCUUGCAAAGACAUAAAAGCCACAUGUUUAGCUUUAGAGCUCGUAGGUAGUUUCACUGAGGUCAAUGAAACUAUUCACUGUGGAAAGUUAAGAAGGUGUGUAAAUCUCUGCAGCUUUAAACAUUUUGCUUUAUUAUCUCUCCAGGGACUGGAAACAAGGAUUGGCAACUAUCAGACAUAAAGGCUAUAAUACAAGUUUGUGUCUUUGAGUAUUUGUCUAAUUGAAAAACAACAUUAAAAAUUGUGGAACAAUCCUGGCCCCUUUUCCAGAUUUGUAGAGAGUGUGGUGCAGCUCUGAAAUCCUCCCUGCAGUCCCCUCAAAUAACUGAGGUUUGCUCACCCAUGGGUAAGAGAAGUAGGUGCGUUUUAACUGUGAAAAUAAGUAUUUUUAAUGCUUAAAAGGAAGAAAAAAAAUGUAUUUGGCACAGUUGGGGGCUGUCGUGUUCAACAUGUGGAAGGCUUGAAAGCAGACCCUCUGCCAGGGUCGGGAGAGGGCUGCACCACCGAUGGUGCUUCUCAUUCUCCCCCCGCCACCGGCUGAAGGAGCCUGUGGCCGCAGGCGCUUCGUAAGACGCUACCGGGGAGAGAAAGGGGUUUAACUGGUCUGGGGUCCCUGGAGGCGGCGCGGGCAGACGGUCGGGGGUGCUGGGGAGGCGCCGCAUGGGCGGGAGCGGCCGGGGCAGCGCCACCGGCGGGGGGUGGUGCCGGUGCCGGAGCCGGUGCCACCGCGGCGUGCGCAGCGGCGACGGCCCCGCAGCCCGAGCGGGCGGCAGGUGGGAGCAGAGCGGGCCGGCCCGCCGGCGGUGUAGCGGGGCGGAGUGGGGAAGGGAAGGGAUGGGCUGCGCCCCCAGCAUCCACGUCUCGCAGAGCGGCUUGAUUUACUGCCGCGACUCGGACGAGUCCAAUUCCCCCCACCAGACCACCACCAUCUCGCAGGGCACGGCCACCCUGCACGGCCUCUUCAUCAAGACAGACGCUGCCGACUCCAUCCCCGCCGUCCUCGCCUACCAGAGCCGGCAGCCGCCGCCCUUCGGCGACCCCCGCCGCAAGGAGCGCAGGGACCCCGGCUCCUCUGCCCGGGCCAGGACGCCCCGCUGCUGCGGUAUCGAGACGGAGACCCAGACCAGCAACGCCAGCAUCAGGCAGGUUUCAACUACAGAAGUACAUAUUGGGCCCAUGAGACUAAUGCAAGAUCCAGUUCAGGUUUUGCUGAUCUUUGCAAAAGAAGAUAACCAAAGUGAUGGUUUCUGGUGGGCUUGUGACAGAGCUGGAUACAGGUGUAAUAUUGCCCGGACUCCAGAGUCAGCACUUGAAUGUUUUCUUGAUAAGCACCAGGAAAUAAUUGUUAUAGAUCACAGAAACUCCAGAUAUUUUGAUGCAGAAGAUAUCUGCAGGUCGAUUCGUGCCACAAAACCAUCAGAGCACGCUGUAAUACUUGCUGUGGUUCCACGCACAUCUGCUGAUCAAGAAGAGACUUCUAUUCUUCCCCUUCUUAAUGCAGGCUUUAAUAGGCAAUUCAUGGAGAAUAGCAGCAUAACUGCUUGUUACAAUGAGCUGGUUCAAAUAGAACAUGGGGAAGUGCGAUCUCAGUUCAAAUUACGGGCUUGUAAUGCAGUGUUCACAGCGUUAGACCAUUGUCAGGAAGCUAUAGAAAUAACCAGUGAAGAUCAUGUCAUUCAGUAUGUUAAUCCAGCCUUUGAACAGAUGAUGGGAUAUCACAAGGGAGAGCUUAUUGGCAGAGAACUUACUGAACUACCAAAAAGUGAUAAAAACUGCGCAGAUCUUUUAGAUACUAUCAACACAUUUAUUAAAAAAGGAAAGGAAUGGCAAGGAGUUUACUAUACAAGAAGAAAAUCAGGAGAUAGUAUCCAGCAGCAAGUGAAGAUAACACCUGUGAUCGGGCAAGGAGGGAAAAUAAGACAUUUUGUGUCCCUCAAAAGGCUGCAUUGUGCCAAUGAAAACAGCAACCAGCUCUACAAGAGUCACCAUGAUGAUAAGUACACAGGAGACAAUUCUCAGUCAGAAUCCCAUUCCUGCAGAUGCAAGAACAGAAGAAAAGACUCAAUUGAUAUUAAGUUAAUAACAUCUCAAAGUAGUGAUGCUGCAACUUUACAGACCCGACGGUACUCAUCCAUGGCAAGAAUCCACUCAAUGACAAUAGAAGCUCCUAUCACAAAGGUUAUUAACAUAAUUAAUGCUGCCCAGGAAAACAGCCCCGUCACAGUAGCAGAGGCCUUGGACAGAGUUCUGGAAAUUCUGCGGACAACAGAACUUUACUCCCCUCAGCUAGGUACCAAAGACGAAGAUCCUCACACAAGUGAUCUUGUUGGAGGUCUGAUGACUGAUGGCUUGAGAAGGCUGUCAGGAAACGAGUAUGUGUUUUCUAAGAAUGUGAACCUGAGCCAUAGUCUCCUUUCAGUGCCAAACACCACCAAUGAUGUUCCACCCUGUGUUGUACAGCUCCUGGAAAAUGAGGAAAGCUGGGACUUCAAUAUUUUUGAGUUGGAGGCUGUUACAAAUAAAAGGCCAUUAGUGUAUUUGGGCUUAAAAGUCUUUGCCCGGUUUGGGGUCUGUGAGUUUUUAAACUGUGCGGAAGCAACACUGCGAGCAUGGCUGCAGGUGAUUGAAGCCAACUACCACUCCUCCAACUCAUACCACAACUCCACACACGCAGCAGAUGUUCUGCAUGCUACCGCCUUCUUUCUCAGGAAGGAGAGAGUUAAGGGAAGCCUUGACCAUUUAGAUGAGGUGGCUGCACUAAUAGCUGCCACCAUUCAUGACGUAGACCACCCUGGACGGACCAACUCUUUCCUGUGCAAUGCAGGCAGUGAAUUAGCUGUCCUUUACAAUGAUAUGGCUGUAUUAGAGAGUCAUCACACAGCACUGGCGUUUCAGCUUACAACUACAGACAGCAAAUGCAACAUUUUCAAGAAUAUUGAUAGAAAUCACUACCGGACGUUGCGCCAGGCCAUUAUUGAUAUGGUUUUGGCAACAGAGAUGACAAAGCACUUUGAGCAUGUGAACAGAUUUGUGAACAGCAUCAACAAGCCAAUGGCAUCUGAGGAGACCAGCUCACAUAAUGACAGCAGUGACUGUGAACGUAUAGCCAAUAUAAAGAAUUUUCCAGAUAUCCAGAUACUGAUCAAGCGCAUGAUGAUUAAAUGUGCGGAUGUAGCAAAUCCAUGCCGCCCUCUAGAGUUAUGUAUCGAAUGGGCAGGAAGGAUUUCAGAGGAGUAUUUUGCACAGACGGAAGAAGAGAAGAGAAAGGGUCUGCCUGUUGUAAUGCCAGUAUUUGAUAGGAACACCUGCAGCAUCCCCAAGUCUCAAAUUUCCUUCAUUGACUAUUUUAUAACAGAUAUGUUUGAUGCAUGGGAUGCAUUUGCACAUCUGCCUGUUUUGAUGCAACACUUGGCUAAUAACUACAAAUACUGGAAAACACUGGAUGAGUUAAAGUGCAAGAGUCUCAGGCUCCCAUCAGAAAACAACUACUGACACUAAGGCAAGAAAAACAGACCUCUUGAUCUACCAGUUUCACUGUGAAUCACUUACUGACUUGGCUGCAAGAGGAAUGUUUUUUCUUUUCCAGUGAAAUUAAGACUGCAUGGCAAAAAGGAAAUAUUUCAUUCAUCACUUUUAAGUUUUUCUGAAUCCUACAAAAAUGUUUUGAAAAUGCCUACAUAAUCCACAGAUUAAUAAGUGGUCUUUGGAAAUAACUUUUUGUGGCAGAAAAUGUACUUCUGAAACUAAUUUAUAAUACUGAAUAUGCAUUUGUCAUAUCUUGUAAUUGAUACCACAGUAUUCACCAACACCUCACUCAACUGUUUCUCAGUCAGAGGGGUAAUCCAGUCAUCAGUAGAGUAAGAAUAGUUUGACAAAUAAGCAUUGAAAACUUCCCACUUAUCUAGCAUAAAUUUGAUCCAAUUCUAUCCAUGUUCUUCACUUCUCUGAAUCAUAGCUCUAAAGAGAACAUAGACAGUAGAACAACAAUCAAUCAGAUCCAGUAAAAAACAAACCCUGCACCAUUUAAGACAACCUUAUUACUAUCUGGUCUCCUUUCUUUUCCAUAUAAAAUCUCAGUAGGAGGCAAAUUCCCUUAAAAUUUGUCAUGUAGUGGAGGAAAACAAACAUGUUCUAUAUAAUUGGUGCCAUUCACAUGUUUCUCUAGCAUCUUAGACAUGUUACCAUGCAAUGUUUCAUCAAAUUUUACACAGAAACCAUUGUGGCACUUGAUCAAUAUAUUUUUCUAAUAGUGUUUGUACAUGUGGUCAUCAAUUUUAUUAAGCUGAUCUCAAUUUUAUGGUAAGUCCAUAUAUUGUGCUACUUACUUCUAGGAUGAACCUGUCAUUUCUUCAAAAUUGUUUCCAGGUUAUAACUUGUAAUAGGAUUAUAAUUUGUACUGCUUUUUCCCUCCCAAUAAAAUGCUUGUUUGUCUUGUGAAGUAAAAAGUAUUUCAAAAGUAUUUCUAAAGUUAGAAAACAGUUUUUCAUUAGUUUUAAGAUACAACACUUACACUAAAGCCUACAAAGAACAAGUGCAUAUUUUUGUACAUCUCAUUUUAAUCACAUGCAGAACAUAAACAUGAGUUCAAAUUUUAGACCAUUCUCAGACUACUCAGUUAAUAAAUCCUAGCAUAACUGCUGAUUUUUAACACUGUGCACUCCAUGCUGCAGGCAAAGGUGCCAAAGCUGUGGCCGCAGUUGAAGAAGCAGUCCACUGCUCACUAAAAAGAAAGGUCUUGAGACAUACUCUUUACAGCCCUUUGGCUGUAUCAGGAAUUUAACCCAGUAAAGAAAGACAAACAACAACAAACAAAAAAAACAGCAUUUAGUUUGCUGUGGAAGAAAAGUGACAACAAUUAUUGUUUACUGCAGGUAGCUUACAUAACAUGCCAACCUUUUUUGUACGUUUUGUACAAGUUCUGAAACAAAGGGAAACAUUCAUAAAAUGUAUGUGCAGAAAAAUGUAUAUAAGCUAUAUUUUUAUUAGAAUUGUAAUAGACUCUUAUUUUUUUCAUGACUAAGGCAGGUUGCUGUGUAUUUAAAUGCUGCAUUGCGUAUAUUUGAAGAAUGGUGUUUCUGGUGAACUACAUUUUGUCAUUAUUUCCUAUUCUCUAUUGCCGCAUUCUUCAAUGGAUUUUUAUUCAGAUAAAUCGAACCUCUGAUUUUUAUACUGUAAACUGUUUGCUUUUACUACUCCUUUAUUCAGUACUAGUGCUCUUGGUGGUUGUACCUUAACUAUUCUGAUGACUGAACACUCACUGCAGUUGCAUUGGAGAAAAGAACAUCACAAGAUUGAAAGCUUUGUCAUCACUUAAUUGAAUUUGUUACAUACAGCAACACUGUAAGACUGCAUCUAUGUAAAACACAUCAAUUCAUUAUUUUUGUCACACUUCUGUCACAAGAAAGAAAAUGUAAAUGGUGGAAGGAACCUAAGAAAUAAAGUUCAGCCUCAGUUCUGGUUUGUGAGCUAAGA